AUGCCUAAAUUCAUUGUUAACACAAAUUCAAGCAAGGAGAAAGUUCCAGAAUCUUUCACAGGAGAGCUGACUCAGCACCUAUCAAAAGCAAUGGGCAAGCCAGCACAGUAUGUAGCAAUACAGAUCUCUCCUGAUCAGGUGAUGUCAUUUGGAGGCUGCAGGCCCUGUGCUAUGUGCUUUCUCUACAGCAUUGGCAAGAUAGGAGACCAGGGGAACAAGGUCUAUUCCAAGUUGCUAUGCGACCUGAUGAACAAACAGCUGAAAAUACCAGCUGACAGAAUCUAUGUCAGCUUCUUUGAGAUCAAUGCUGGCAACGUAGGCUGGAACACCACCACCUUUGCUUGA
This is a messenger RNA of Struthio camelus australis, 345 nucleotides long. NCBI's taxonomy places the organism in Eukaryota, Metazoa, Chordata, Aves, Struthioniformes, Struthionidae. The record is from RefSeq and is a predicted model, not a curated record.